GCCUGUGUAGUUAGUUGGUCAGUAAGUUGUGGGACGGGAGGGGGCAGGGAAUAAGGUUCAGUAUCCGACGUGCACCCGUUAUGUGCAGCCCGGGCUCGGUUCAUCCUCGUGCACGGCACGGCACCGCCCCAUACCAAAUGUUGCGGCCGCCGCCGUCUCCGCAGGGGCUUCGCCGCCGCCGUAGCUACAUGGGCUACCCACCACUGGGGUGCUACGCAAAGCAGGCUUGGAGCACAAUAGCAGGGAGAGACGCCGCCGAUAUCCGUAAUAGCGAAACAAUGCUGCACGUUGCCGCCUUCCACUGUGCGGUGCACUACUUUUUUGUGCCUCUCUCGCCGCCGCUGCUGCAAAUUGGGUUUUCUGACAGAUUCGGACAGACCCUACUGUACCGACUGUUCUGCUGGGCGUGCCGGGCCGGCACUCCUAUCUAGUAGAGUCUUGUUCGCCUGAGCUCGAUAUAAAGCUGCACAGAUCCUCCUGUUCUCCCAGCUUCUUCUCUUCUUGUCCUCCAGCCCGUGGAUUGUUGUUCUACCUGCUCUUUUCUUUUUCUUCCUCCGUCUCCCUCUGUCUCCGUAUCCA
Pichia membranifaciens NRRL Y-2026 is the source of this 579-nucleotide messenger RNA. RefSeq lists its product as hypothetical. Bases 81 to 431 code for a protein of 116 amino acids. The record is from RefSeq and is a predicted model, not a curated record. NCBI's taxonomy places the organism in Eukaryota, Fungi, Ascomycota, Pichiomycetes, Pichiales, Pichiaceae. The transcript has a single exon.